Messenger RNA from Penicillium bovifimosum, 951 nucleotides. RefSeq lists its product as uncharacterized. The coding region runs from base 1 to 951 and encodes 316 amino acids. The transcript has a single exon. The record is from RefSeq and is a predicted model, not a curated record. NCBI's taxonomy places the organism in Eukaryota, Fungi, Ascomycota, Eurotiomycetes, Eurotiales, Aspergillaceae.
AUGUCGUUCACAUUCUCUUCCCGAGUUUUCCUCAGAAGCUCAACAUACCUGUUCAGCACCCCUGCGAAGAGAACACUCUCAAGCAUUACAUCUUUGUCUACGUGCUGCACUGGACAAGCCGUCUUCGCUUCACGGUUAGAGAAAAUACCAUAUCGGGGCACUAAGCCAAGGACUCGACGGUUUCCCCGGGUCAGGGGUGAAUCACUACGGCCAUUUUCAUCCACAUCAGCGACAGCAUGGAGGGGCUUCGAAGACUCCAAGAGAACCCCAUGGCGUCGAUUGCAGGAAAACACGGCUGACCUCAUUGAGGGAAAUUUGGAGACGGACGGGUUCAGUUACUGGGGUAUUACCAUGUACCGAACCACCUACAAGAGCGACGCGGACUGGGCGAAAUUCCUCGAUCGGUUCAUGGGCAGUGUCCGCACAGAACUGGAAAGCCACGACGGGCUCGACAUGUUGGAUUCCUUUCGGCCUGUUGUGAUGGAAGACGCGCGCCGCUUUGACGGGGCCACGCCUGAUCAAAUACGGGACGCUUUCAAGGAGUGGGCGAGGGUGGCUUGCGAGACGGAGCAUGGGGUGCCAUACAAACAUGCAGAGAAGGCGUACUCGGCCCGAUAUCGCCUGUGUAUCAUGGUUGACGAGGAGGCGUUACAGUCUGUGCUGGAUAUACCGACCGAGGACUUGGAAGAGUAUAAUACUACUGGAUUUGUGAUUCUGAUCGAUGGGAGGUGGUCCCCAGAGUUGGACCCCGAAGAAUUGGCUGCAGAAUUGGCUGCAGGAGGGGGGCCAGACGAUGGACACGGGCCGGUGUACGGCUGUACGUUGGGCGAGGUUGGCUGGAUGAAGGUUGAAUAUGCUCAGGCGCAGACUGUAUCCUCCGCACUCAUGACUGAUGAUGGGGAUUGGGACGUUGCGUAUCGACGGCCACCGGCCAUUGGAUUUGACUUUUGA